UAGAGAUAAGAGUAACAAGGAUCAAAAGAGCGUAAGAAUUGAACCAACCAAAGCUUAGGAGCCUCUUUCUUAUGCUAGCAUGGAUCUUAAUGAUCUUAACAAAGUCUGGGAAAUCAAGCCGCUAAAAGGAAUCGGAGAAGAUGAAGCAAGGAAGAUUCUUGAAAAGGUAGCUAAGCAGGUUCAACCGAUAAUGCGAAAAAGGAAAUGGAAAGUCAAUGUUCUUUCUGAAUUCUGCCCUGCCAAUCCGUCACUUUUAGGGUUAAAUAUAGGACCGGGUGCAGAAAUAAAGAUUAGAUUGCGGAGGCCAAACUGCGAUUGGGAUUUCUUCCCAUAUGAGCAGAUUCUCGACACCAUGUUGCACGAGCUUUGCCAUAAUGAACAUGGUCCCCAUAAUGCUCAGUUUUAUAACCUUUUGGAUGAAAUCAGAAGGGAAUGUGAAGAACUGAUGGUCAAAGGGAUUAAUAACACUGGGAAAGGAUUUGAGCUUUAUGGAAGACGUCUAGGUGGAUCCUCCCAGCAAGCACCUUUGUCAUCACUUCGCCAGACUGCAUUGGCAGCUGCUGAAAGCAGAGCACGUCAUAGCGCUUUGCUUCCUUCAGGACCUCAGUAUUUAGGUGGUGAUACAAAUAUUAAGUCUUCUCUGAGUCCAAUACAAGCUGCUGCCAUGGCUGCUGAAAGGAGACUGCACGAUGACAAGUGGUGUGGGUCAAAGUCUCAAAGGAGUGAGCCUCAAAGAAGGGAGAAUACAAGUUCUAGGGAAGCCUCUGCAAGAUCUAUUCAAACUUCAGCUAUCCAAUCCGCAACAGCCAAGGAAACAUUUGAGGGAGCAAAAUGGCAGUGCAACACUUGCACUUUGAUAAAUAAGCAUGCCUAGCAGAAUGAAAAGGAUCAUUCAAUAGUGCCUAGACACUAAUUUCAUAAGCUCUUCAAUUUUUCAAGUUGUCUUGCUGGAGGCCAAACUUGAUUCAUGGAAUUAAAGUUCAUUCUACCAUAUUGAUGAAGUAGGUUGUUAGAUGUGUACACGAUGUUUUGGCAUAAAGAAAACAAUAUAUGUUGUACACAAAGGUCAGUGUCAAUUUGUUUACUGAUUAACCUAUGUAUAUAGCCUGCUAUUUUGAUUGUAGGGAUGAUUAGGUAAGGCUCUACCAUUUUCACUUGUGCCUUUAAUUUUAAACCGUUAUUUCAAUCUGCAUUGAUCAACAUGUGGCAUCACUUGAUUUCUAUAGUCAUUUUAUAACUAUAAGAAUCUGGUUAAUAAUGUUUAAACCUGUACACUUGGAGAAAUUGUACCUAGGCAACUAUGUACCCAACUUUGAAAAGCAUAUUAAGUUGAGAUUAUCUGAAAAAUGCGUGAGCGUUACAGAGGAGUUUGUAUGCUUUGUAGCACCCCCAAACUUCCCAAAAACACAUUGAUCUAGUGUUUGUUGGUUAUAUUAUGUUAACUCACUGCGCAUGGACUAAAAUGUGUCUGUUGAGGUCUUUUGUGUUAUUAAUAAUAAUGCUAUUAUUUGACAAUUUUAAAUGUGAUUGGAAAAAUGCUCUUGCAUGCAUUGGCUAGAAUUAUUUGUGGUGGUGAUCUGGUGUA
Molecule: messenger RNA, 1585 nt
Organism: Vigna umbellata (rice bean)
Lineage: Eukaryota; Viridiplantae; Streptophyta; Magnoliopsida; Fabales; Fabaceae
Source: RefSeq, a predicted model, not a curated record